Chrysemys picta bellii (western painted turtle) is the source of this 1353-nucleotide messenger RNA. RefSeq names its product protein spire homolog 1-like. Gene Ontology annotation, biological process: actin nucleation; intracellular transport; Golgi vesicle transport. Gene Ontology annotation, molecular function: actin binding. The record is from RefSeq and is a predicted model, not a curated record. Gene Ontology annotation, cellular component: cell cortex; cytoplasmic vesicle membrane. NCBI's taxonomy places the organism in Eukaryota, Metazoa, Chordata, Testudines, Emydidae.
AAUUACCCUCUCUAGUAUGGACUUAAGUCUGUAGGGAUUGGUAAACUGUUUGAUCUUUUUUCACUUGUUUCCCUUUCAGAUGUUAACAAGACUCAACAACUGGAGGAGCAGCUGACAGAGCGUCUGGGAAUGGUGAUCUAUAAAGCCCUGGACUGGGGGAUUGACAACCAUCUGGAGCGAGAGCUGAGUGAACCACUGGAGAAGCUGAUCUCCCUCCUCCUGAAAUUGAACACUGAGGCAACAAAACCAGCAAUCACUUUCCAGGAUGUCCUCAAGAUCUGUGAGGAGCAUUUGCCCAGGCCCUCUGAGGCUGCCAGCUAUUACAGAACAGUCUGCAGGGUUCUCUUUGCUGAGUACGUAGAUCUUCAGAAACUAAUGCUCACCCUACAGAGCUCCAAAGAGAGUCUAAGAAGAAUGGAUGUGGAGGACUUGCUGGAAAAUGACACUCAGAGGGAGAAGGAUAAUUACUGGCAGGCUAGCUUGUGGCACGAUGUCAUCAGGGAACUGCAGAAUGGUGUGAGGCUGCGCAAGGCCAUGGAGCGACCUCAACGUAGCGUUCCUCCCAAGGAAUAUGCCCGGUCUCCCUAUGAGCUCUUGGCAGAGGACAUCCGACGCAAGAGGUACACCCUCCGCAAGGUGAAGAUCAACAGUGAGCAAAACUGCAAGAGCUCUGAAGGCAACACAGUCGCUUCACAGCCCCCUUUAAAGCCAGCCUCAGAGAGGAAGCUAAAAGAGAACUCCCCCAAAGCACCCAGUCUGCACGACCUGCUCAUGAUGGAAAUAAAACAGCCACAGAAGCUUCGGCCAUCUUCCACAGAGAAAAACGGGAGCAGGCACAAAGAUACCUUUGUGAUGCCAAUGUUUUCCUUGAAUUCCCCGUGUGGCAAUGUCUUAUCUGUCCAAAAUGCCAGUACAGGACUUACAAUUCACAAAGUUAAAAAACAGCUGCUGAUCCCUGACUUGCUGGUCCCAGAAUUUCAGGAAGCAGACGGGGCAUUGAAAUACAACUUGGGAGUCCUCUCACACAGAUCUGUACUGACAUCCAGCAGCACAGAUUGCUCUGCAGACUGCACAUUUACCCCCAAGAGCGUGCCCGUGCAAGGAGACUGUAAAACAAGCAGCUUUCCGAAUCGAAAUCAGCAACAGCCUUUCUGCCGAGGGCGGUUCGAGUCUUUAAGGAGUGCCCUUCAAAUCAAGGAAGAUGACUACCCCUCUCCUACAAGGCGGCCAUCACCAACCAUUGCUGAACUGAUUGGAACCAGAUAUGCCGUGAUGUCUGAAAUGGAGGGAUCCCGCCAAAGAGAUGGUUGUGCGAUAUCUUCAAGAGCCAGGGUAUUUACCAUUCCCCUUUGA